UGGGGGCGGUCUUGGUGCGCUGCGCCCAUGACUACCAGGCUCUAGUGGCCGCGUGCUACGAGGAGGCUGGAGCCACUUAAGGAAGAUGGAAUUGGCGACUCGCUCCCAGAUCCCUAAAGAAGUGGCUGACAUCUUUAACGCCCCCAGUGAUGAUGAAGAGUUCGUUGGUUUCCGAGAUGAUGUUCCCAUGGAAACUCUGUCAUCGGAGGAGAGCUGUGAUAGUUUUGACUCUCUGGAGCCUGGGAAGCAGCAGGAUGUUCGUUUCCAUUCCAAAUACUUCACAGAAGAGCUAAGGAGAAUUUUUAUAGAGGACACUGACUCAGAGAAUGAAGACUUCGAAGGAUUUACGCAGAAUGAUCUAAACGUAAACAGUAACCCAGAAGUAAUGCUCGCUCAGUUAUUGGCAGAAUUGAACUCAAUGCCAGGUUUAUUCCCAGUACGAACGCCAGCCUCAGCUUCGAAGAAGAAAACAGUGCGUCGGGCCUUCUCAGAGGGACAGAUCAUCCGGCGCACAAACCCAACCCGAAGUGCGCGGCCCCCAGAGAAGUUUGCUCUAGAAAACUUUACCAUCUCUGCCACCAAAUUUGCUGAAGAGUUUUAUACAAUCAGAAGAAGGAAGACAACUAGUGGGGGGAAAUCCCAGGGGCAUAGACGACGUCGCCGUAUAUCUUCUUUUCGACCAGUGGAGGAUAUUACUGAACAGGACUUGGACAAUGUUGCCAUAACUGUGCGAGAUAAAAUCUAUGAUAAAGUUUUGGGUAACACGUGCCAUCAGUGUCGGCAGAAGACCAUUGACACCAAGACAGUGUGUCGGAACCAGAGCUGUGGUGGGGUACGGGGACAGUUCUGUGGUCCAUGCCUGCGGAAUCGCUAUGGGGAGGACGUGAGAUCGGCAUUGCUAGACCCGGAUUGGAUGUGUCCUCCCUGCCGUGGAAUCUGCAAUUGCAGUUAUUGUCGAAAGCGUGAUGGCCGCUGUGCCACGGGGAUCCUCAUUCAUCUGGCCAAGUUUUAUGGUUAUGAUAAUGUUAAGGAAUAUCUGGAGAGCUUACAAAAGCAGCUGGUGGAAGACAAUUGAGAGGAACCUGCGAAGUCAGCAUGGGGUACCCCCAACAAGAAGUGCAUACCAUUUGUGCCUAAGAUUUCUUACAGUUGUUUUUAUACAAAAUUUCUUAUAGAGUUGAUGAAUACUAUUUUUUUUUUAAAUGUUUAUAUGCUUAAGAUUUCUCAGGAACAUAGCAGAGGAAUCUAUUGUGUGUGUAUAUAUAUAUACACACACAAGCCCUGUGUGGUAUCUGCUGAUGAUUCAAAAGCACAAUUCAAAUGGGGCAGAGUUAAAAAUUUAGGUAAGUUACAGAAAAGACACAUAGAAGCAGCCUUUAACUUCCUGGUCACUCUAGGCUAUUUUUACAGGACUUGUUUUUCUUGUAGUUUGCCUUACCUUGAGUGACCAUAGCUCAAACGGUAAUAAUUUAUCCUCCUCUAGAUUGCUGGAAGUUUGUACUGAAGAUUGUUCCCUAAAAUUACAAAGUGCAAUUAAUCAUGGAACACAAGUGAACCUAGGGUUUUGUGGACUGUCAGGUUACAGACACUAGAGGUCUCACAGGGCCUGCUGCUUUUCAAAGAACUUAAGGGCUAAUUUUUAAAAGAUUUUCAUGUUUAAUAAUAACUGAAUCCCCCUUCCUUCAGCUGCACGUCUGUUUGAUGGAACCUUGGUGAAAAUGUGACAAACUGUUUUGUGCAAGUUGAGGAAGGGGGCUUCAGGAGGUACUGAGGAAAGCUAAAAUCAGUGAACAUAGAGACUGAACAGGUGUCUGUUAUUUUUUGUACAUUUGCUUCUUUUUUAAGGAUAGUAUUUUAAAAAUGAAUGCAUGUGUAAGUUACUAAAAGUUACAUAAGUUGGAAUGCAUUUUAUGCCUUUCAGUAGAAAAAAAAGUAUACAUGCAUAAUAAGAACAGAGAUAAAAUGAAAAGUUCUCACUGUGUUCCAGGAACGUUAAGUCCCAGUGCAAGGACCGUCUUACGCUUCUAGCAACAGAGCCACACUUGCCAACACCCAUUUAGCCGUCUUCUCUUUGCUUUUUAAUCUGAAAGUCCAGACGUAGGUGGGACCUCUGGUUUUGGUUUUGUACACAGGGCACGCGUAAGUGUGUUUGGUUUCUUGUCUGUCCACGCGUAUGGCUUUGGCAAAGAUGACAGGCAUCAUGGACUUCAACUCCUUGAGGCGAGCUUCAACAAUGGUUCCUGACUGGGGGUCCCAUCGGGCACCUGUGGCAAAAACACAACUGUUGCAACAGUAUGGCAUGUUGAUAGUGAUUGUUGGAUGCAAUAAAUGUUCUGGUUUUGUCAAAA
Molecule: messenger RNA, 2348 nt
Organism: Marmota monax (woodchuck)
Lineage: Eukaryota; Metazoa; Chordata; Mammalia; Rodentia; Sciuridae
Product: cell division cycle-associated 7-like protein
Exons: 1
Coding region: 86-1075 (329 amino acids)
Biological process (GO): regulation of DNA-templated transcription
Cellular component (GO): nucleus
Source: RefSeq, a predicted model, not a curated record